Messenger RNA from Mus musculus (house mouse), 10612 nucleotides. RefSeq names its product ATP-binding cassette, sub-family C member 5 (gene Abcc5). Gene Ontology annotation, biological process: xenobiotic transport; glutathione transmembrane transport; export across plasma membrane. The record is from RefSeq and is a predicted model, not a curated record. Gene Ontology annotation, cellular component: basolateral plasma membrane; plasma membrane; membrane. Gene Ontology annotation, molecular function: xenobiotic transmembrane transporter activity; ABC-type transporter activity; ATP hydrolysis activity. NCBI's taxonomy places the organism in Eukaryota, Metazoa, Chordata, Mammalia, Rodentia, Muridae. The coding region runs from base 6417 to 9311 and encodes 964 amino acids. The transcript has 31 exons.
UUCGGUCUUGCGCAAGCUUUGUGCAUCGCGCUUGCGCGUUGUGGGGGACUAUGCCGCUAUAAAGGCUUGUUUUGCUCAGGGUCCGAUGUUCGCGAGCGUGCCCGGGCUGUUUGCUCUCGUGUGGGGAGGCUGGGGUGCAGAAUUUCUGAAGUGAAAGGAGGAGUCUGCACCCUGGUCCUCUGUGUGGUGAAGAUGAAAGAUAUUGACAUGGGAAAAGAAUAUAUCAUCCCCAGCCCUGGGUACAGAAGUGACAGGGACAGAAGCGCUGUACCAGGGCAACACAGAGACCCCGAGGAACCCAGGUUCCGGAGAACAAGAUCGGUUCUCUUUGUAGCUCUGGCUGUCCUGGAACUCACUUCGUAGGCCAGACUGGACUUGAACUCACUGCCUGCUGCCUCCUGAAUGCAGUUGGAAUGCCAAGAUGCUCUCGAAACAGCAGCCCGAGUUGAGGGGCUUUCCCUGGAUAUCUCUGUGCAUUCUCAUCUCCAAAUUCUGGACGAGGAGCAUUCUAAGGGAAAAUACCACCAUGGUUUAAGUGUCCUGAAGCCCUUCCGGACCACUACCAAGCACCAGCACCCAGUGGACAAUGCUGGACUUUUCUCCUACAUGACCUUUUCAUGGCUCUCUCCUCUGGCCCGAGUGGUUCACAAGAAGGGGGAGCUGUUAAUGGAGGAUGUGUGGCCUUUGUCCAAGUAUGAGUCUUCUGAUGUGAACAGCAGAAGACUAGAGAGACUGUGGCAAGAAGAGCUGAAUGAAGUUGGGCCAGACGCUGCCUCCCUGCGAAGGGUUGUGUGGAUCUUUUGCCGCACCAGGCUCAUCCUGUCCAUCGUGUGCCUGAUGAUCACGCAGUUGGCUGGCUUCAGUGGACCAGUAAGUUCUGACUAUCCUUUCUGAACAUCUCCAGACCCGGCCAUGGCCAGCUCUAACCUUGUUUUUCGGUUGUAGAGGUAAUGAUAAUUUUUGAGCUAGUUAGCAGCCUUAAAUAUACUUCUAGGGCUAUUGAAUAGGGUGAGUGGAUUUGGGAGUGAACGGUGGCUUGUCAGCUAGACUGUUAAGAACAAAGAGCUGCAGAAGAAGAAACUGCUGGCUUGUUGUCCUGGGGCUGCACAAAUCUGAAUGGAUCCUGGUUCCACACAGCUCCUGCUUGUUGAUUAAGUGCUGCCAUGAACAGCCACGUCUUGGCAGUACUGCGAGCGAGUAAGCUGAGCGUUGUGUGGCUCGGGCUAGCAAGCCUAUGUUGGUGACGUACCAGAUGCCUGGAGGCAUAGUUGCUAUGUUGACUGACUCUGUAACCAAUGAUCCCUCAAGAAGCUAGAAGUCUACCAGGGGUUUUGAGAGUCUGUUUCAAGUUUUACAUAUAGCGUUAACUGUGGCAGAUUUGGGGCGACCGCUGUGGUUUCUACCAAGCCUGUGUGGAUUCAGUGUAGUAGCUAAGGGAGCUUUGGGCAGGAGGAGUUUUCGGGGCAUCCUUUCUUGCAUUUCUCUGUGCUGCCUGACACUUGAGAUUGUGAUUGAAUUUAUUCUCUACAUAUUUGCCUUGAGGCAUCGGAGCAGUAGUACUGUUUAACUGUGCGUUUUCCGUGUGUGGGUAAGCUGGAGGUUCAUGGUGGGUAAGUAUGUGUCUAAGAUGCAUGGUGACUAGGUGACACUAAUUUACACUUUGGAGGUUUUUUGUUUUUUAUUUUGUUUUUCUUCUUUUUAAUGUAUGAUCUUUAAAGAAAAAAAAGUUUUGGUAUUAGGUUUCUUAAUUGACCAACUAACACUUUUAUAUAAGUUUUAAAUAAAAGAGACCAUGUAACUGAAAUGUUAUUAGCCAAAAUGGCACGUGUUUCAUAGAGCCAGCAUUCCCCCAAGAAGAGCUUCUGUCAUUGUAUCACUACAGAGCUGGUGGCUGCUCUGACACUUCGCACAGUUCCUUCAUCUGGGUAGUACAGAAUUUCUCAAUAAUAUAAUGGGCUUUCUUAAUUCUUUAUUUCCCCAUUUCUUUAAAAAAAAUCCUGGAUUGCAGGGAUAAAGUUUUUACUCCACAAAAAGUAAUUGCAAAAUGCAUGCUCACUUUGAUGCCUUGAAGGUCAUUCCUUUGAGCAUCUGUUAAGUUGUUAAUCUUUCAAUUCUGAUGCAGCAACCGGGAUGCUAACUUCUAGAGACUGCUUCUAGAUGCCCGUGGAGAGCUGGGUGCCUUCCCAUAACAGGAACUCAGGCACAUCUCCCUCUGCUGCCGUUUUGGGAAGAACCCUGGGGAGUCAAUAGGCCUAGAGAGCUGUGGGCUUGUCUGUUGUCUUUUUGUGAAACAGAUAUGCAAGUAUAAACAAUGUAGACAUCUUUUUUUGGAACCCUAAUCCCAAUAAAUUCUUUUGACUGGAAAUUGGAGAAUCAGGCUGGUUUUGACAAAAGAAAUGAAAUUAACAUUAGCAGUGAGCAAACCUGUGAGUCCUUCUGAGGAAAUCCAAUGUUAGAUUUUGCACACUUUCUAAAUUGGGCAUGAUUUUCAGAUUGGCUCAUUCUGUUCUUACCAAUAUCUUAGCCUAAAUUGUACACUCCAUACAUGGGACAUCCCAUUAGGUCUUGUUGAGCCUUGGUGGUCAUACAUAGAACAAAUGAAACACAGUCAGGCUGUAUUUAUGUGCAUUAUUUUUUAAAAAUUUGGUCAGUUGAUACUGACCCCAGAACAGUGUGGCAACCAACACUCCUGCUUUAUGUCAGGUGCCUCAGGUUCAGGAAAGUUCUAGCACAGUGCCACCAUUUAUAAGGGUACUGGCCAUACUCAAAAUGCAGAACCAAAUCACUGCAAUUAUAUAGAUGCUUUGGGGCCCUUCUUAGACUAAGUUAGUUUUAGAAGUCCAGGCCUGACCCAGGACUUGUGUCUGGAGAGUUAGCACCCACCCUAGACUUGCUAGAGAAGGCUGCUGUCUGCAGUGCCAUCUCUUAGUGAGCGCUAACUCUGCUCCAGGCCUUGUGGGGAAAGGGCACUGGGAAGCCUUGAGAGAGGUAAGUUCCCACCCUCCAGCCUGUCUCCAGCCACAGCUUGCUCCAUGCUGUCAGGAUCUGGACUUGGGGGGAGUGUCUCUGUAGUGGGACCAGUGACAGAAGCUGUUCUUUAGAAUUUUCAGGAUGGCUGUAUUCUGCGGUCAGAAUGAGAGAGUCAAGCUGGGCAGAAUCUCUCGCCAAGAGCUCAGGUAAGGUAAUGUUUAUUCACUGGGAAUGCCUUCCCCAGCAAGACAGCUAUGCUGACAGUCUUCAGUUUCCUCCCAGUUAGCUUAGACAUAAAUGAUAAACUUACGACUUUAAAAAAAAAACUGAAUUUGUUUGAAUUUUUCAUGUAAAACUGCUUUUCUUUCCCCCAUACGAGCUCAUUUGAAAUGCCGUUGCUUUUUAAAGCCCUGUGUUGGAUAUGUGUUACCUCUGUCAUCUUUUCCCCUUGGAAAGUUUCGCAUAGUGCAAACACACCCAUGUCUUUCACCUUCCCUUCUCCUCUCUGGGAGGGCCUGAUUGCUUAUCCAGUGCUGCCAAGGGGGCACCCUAAGGUAUAGGAAAGGAAGGAGCCCAAACAGCACCCGCUGCCCUGGGAGACUGCUCCACACUGCUGCCCUGUGUGGGGAAAUGCUUCACUGCAGGCCUUCCUACUGAGUUGCAUCACUACAGGAGGCGAGGCUUUGGCCUCGUGACCCAGUUCCACAGUUUGGAUGCAUACUGGAAAAGAAACCAAUCUUCUUGCUAGUUAAUCUAUGCAGUGAGGACCAAACAUGGGUUCUAAAAAUUCUGCAGGAGGGUAAAGGUGGAUUGCAGUAGUUCUCAGAAUCUGAAAUCCCCCAUUUGAUCAGGUUAUUUACUGGGGCUUGACAUGACCCAAGAGACCUCCUAGGACAUUAGUAAACAAUUUGGUAUUAAGUUACUUUCAUAAAAACUGAAAGAGACUAUUUACCCCAGAAACCUGGCUUCCGGAAUUCAGCGUUAGGCACUACAGGCUGGCCCAUCUGUCUCUGUUGUAUGCCAUUUAGUAUCUUACAGCUGCAGACAGAAUUCCUUACUGAAGGAACCAGGGUAGAUGGGUGCAUGAGUUUAAUUUCUUUUUUCCUUUAAGGUGGGUACUGGUUUGGCUUUCUUUUGUUAUGGUUUGGUUUGAUUUUUGCCAACCUCAAUUUUAGCUACCAGGACUCGAAAAGACUCCGAAGGAUGCCAGCAUCCUUGCCCAGCAGGCCUAGAAUCUCGCAGUCUGUCGGGAGCAGAGUGUUUCCUCGCAGCUUAGCGUGCCAACAGCACUUGCAGUUUUAAGCAGAGUACCUCUUUAGGGAAAUUUUAGUUGUUGUUGUUUUUUUUUUUUUUUUUUUUUUUUUUUCUUCUCCUUAAUCUUCUUUCUUCAGCAGCAAGGUCUUUAUUGCUAGAGACUCUACUUCAUUGCAGCUUUGGGAUUCCCUCCUCGGUGAAAGCUGCCAUCCUGAUGCAUUGUACUCCAGACUCUGGAAGCAGAUAUGGCUCUGCCAUGCAUUUCCUCUACUGUGUAUAGUUGCAAGUGGGAGGCCAGCCCAUCUGUGUGAUGGCUAUCCCCGUUCGGCUCUGUAUGUUCCCACCAAAUGUUCCUGAUGCCCCUGCUAAUGUACAGUGUUUGUGAGAUGCUCUUUGAACAUGGUAUCUUUAAAUAUAUAUUUCAUUUUCAAUAAAAGUACACUGCUUCCCACUUCCUGGUAUUUACUGCUGUUGCUGAAUGUGCCUGUGUGAGUGUGUGCUCCGGCGUUGCAGGACCUCAGAGCUGGAGGUGACACUCGUGGUUUCUGGGGGCUGGCUGUCUUCCCUCCCUGCAGGUGGUGUUAGACAUAAGCUACCUGAGGUAACAUGUUUUUGUUUUUGAGAGGGAGUGGGCGUGGGGAGGGCCAGAGGGAGGGUCUCUGGAGUUUGGUAGCUUGUAUUGUUUGCUCUCUUCUGUCCUAUUAAACUGCCCCUGUUUGUUUGCAGGGAUGUUUUGCACUUCCCACUCUUCCGUACAACUGUAGGUACACUGUUCCUUUUUAUCGAAUAAGCACGUGUGAAAGGGUACAGAGAAAGGUCUCGGUUUCAUGUAAAGAGAGGUAGCCAUGUGUGAAGAUGCUGGAGUAAGGUCAAUAUAUACCUUUGGAUGACCAUGCGUUUAGAAUGCAUUGCAGCUCAUGGGCAGGUUUAUGUUACAUUAGAAAGAGUAGUGGUCACGAUGGCGCCCUUCAGAAGAAAAGCAAGUGACCCCGCUGUCCUUCACCUGGGGGCAGAUUGCCGGGAAUAUUUGGUCCAACAACACAGUUUCUCUUUGCUUACACACUGAUCACUGUCCGUGGAGCAGCCUGCUCUUUCUAACCUAACAUAACACUGUGGCUUUGUGUGGGGUUACCGUGGGCGAUGUUGACUGUGGUGUGUGUUUCUCCCUGUAGGCCUUCGUGGUGAAGCACCUCUUGGAGUACACCCAGGCAACAGAGUCUAACCUGCAGUACAGCUUGCUGUUAGUGUUAGGCCUACUCCUGACAGAAGUUGUACGCUCCUGGUCACUUGCACUGACUUGGGCAUUGAAUUAUCGAACUGGUGUCCGGUUGCGGGGGGCUAUCCUGACUAUGGCAUUCAAGAAGAUCCUGAAGUUAAAGAACAUUAAAGAAAAGUCCCUAGGGGAGCUCAUCAAUAUCUGCUCCAAUGAUGGGCAAAGGAUGUUUGAGGCAGCCGCUGUGGGCAGCUUGCUGGCUGGAGGACCUGUUGUUGCCAUCUUGGGCAUGAUUUAUAAUGUAAUCAUCCUAGGACCCACGGGCUUCCUGGGAUCAGCGGUUUUUAUCCUCUUUUAUCCAGCAAUGAUGUUCGUGUCACGGCUAACUGCAUAUUUCAGGAGAAAGUGUGUAGCUGCCACAGAUGACCGUGUCCAGAAGAUGAAUGAAGUUCUUACCUACAUUAAAUUCAUUAAAAUGUAUGCCUGGGUCAAAGCGUUUUCUCAGUGUGUGCAAAAAAUCCGAGAGGAGGAACGUCGGAUAUUGGAGAAAGCCGGGUACUUUCAGAGCAUCACUGUUGGAGUGGCUCCUAUUGUGGUAGUGAUCGCCAGUGUGGUGACGUUCUCCGUUCACAUGACCCUGGGCUUCCAUCUGACUGCGGCACAGGCCUUCACAGUGGUGACUGUCUUCAAUUCCAUGACUUUUGCUUUAAAAGUAACACCAUUCUCAGUGAAGUCCCUCUCUGAAGCAUCAGUGGCUGUUGACAGAUUUAAGUGAUUGCCACUACAUGAGGCAGGGAAUGCAGUGACAUGGAAAUAGUCAUAAAACUAGAUCAUGUUGAGAAGUACAGUUAACUUCCUUCCACUGUAUAGCCUGAUGUGUUUUGCUACGUGAGUGUACGCCAUAAGCUUGUCUCCCUGGUCUUGAUCCAGUGUCUCAUCUUUGCACCUCUCUCACAACUCCUAUCAGAGUUUGUUUCUAAUGGAAGAGGUUCACAUGAUAAAGAACAAACCGGCCAGUCCUCACAUCAAGAUAGAGAUGAAAAAUGCCACCUUGGCAUGGGACUCCUCCCACUCCAGUAUACAGAACUCGCCCAAGCUGACCCCCAAAAUGAAAAAAGACAAGAGGGCUACCAGGGGCAAGAAAGAGAAGUCGAGGCAGCUGCAACACACUGAGCACCAGGCGGUGCUGGCAGAACAGAAAGGACACCUCCUCCUGGACAGUGACGAGCGGCCCAGCCCGGAAGAGGAAGAAGGCAAGCAGAUCCACACAGGGAGCCUGCGCCUGCAGAGGACACUGUACAACAUUGACUUAGAAAUUGAAGAGGGCAAACUGGUUGGAAUCUGCGGCAGUGUGGGAAGUGGAAAAACCUCUCUCGUUUCAGCCAUUUUAGGCCAGAUGACGCUUUUGGAGGGCAGCAUUGCCGUCAGUGGGACCUUUGCUUAUGUGGCCCAACAGGCCUGGAUUCUCAAUGCCACUCUGAGAGACAACAUUCUCUUUGGGAAGGAAUUUGAUGAAGAGAGAUACAACUCAGUGCUGAAUAGCUGCUGCCUGCGGCCUGACUUGGCCAUUCUCCCCAACAGCGACCUGACUGAGAUUGGAGAGCGAGGAGCCAACCUGAGUGGUGGACAGCGCCAGAGAAUCAGCCUUGCUAGAGCCUUGUACAGUGAUAGAAGCAUCUACAUCCUGGAUGACCCCCUCAGUGCCUUAGAUGCCCAUGUGGGCAACCACAUCUUCAACAGUGCUAUCCGGAAGCGCCUCAAGUCUAAGACGGUUCUGUUUGUUACACACCAGUUACAGUAUCUGGUCGAUUGUGAUGAGGUGAUCUUCAUGAAGGAAGGCUGUAUCACAGAGAGAGGUACCCAUGAGGAGCUGAUGAACUUAAAUGGGGAUUACGCUACGAUUUUUAAUAACCUGUUGCUGGGAGAGACACCCCCAGUUGAGAUUAAUUCGAAAAAGGAAGCUACUGGUUCACAAAAAUCACAAGACAAGGGCCCUAAGCCAGGGUCAGUGAAGAAGGAGAAGGCGGUGAAGUCGGAGGAAGGGCAGCUUGUGCAGGUGGAGGAGAAAGGGCAAGGUUCUGUGCCUUGGUCAGUCUACUGGGUCUACAUCCAGGCUGCAGGGGGCCCCUUGGCUUUCCUGGUCAUCAUGGUCCUCUUCAUGCUGAAUGUGGGCAGCACUGCCUUCAGCACCUGGUGGCUUAGCUACUGGAUCAAGCAAGGAAGCGGGAACAGCACAGUGUAUCAAGGGAACAGAAGCUUCGUGAGUGACAGCAUGAAGGACAACCCCUUCAUGCAGUACUACGCCAGCAUCUACGCCCUCUCCAUGGCAGUCAUGCUGAUCUUGAAAGCCAUUCGAGGAGUUGUCUUCGUCAAGGGCACACUGAGAGCCUCCUCCCGGCUCCAUGAUGAGCUAUUCCGAAGGAUCCUUAGGAGCCCCAUGAAGUUUUUUGAUACUACCCCAACAGGAAGGAUUCUCAACAGGUUUUCCAAAGACAUGGAUGAAGUGGAUGUGCGGCUGCCGUUCCAGGCUGAGAUGUUUAUUCAGAAUGUAAUCCUGGUGUUCUUCUGUGUUGGAAUGAUUGCUGGAGUCUUCCCAUGGUUCCUCGUGGCGGUGGGGCCUCUCCUCAUCCUCUUCUCACUUCUCCACAUUGUCUCCAGGGUCCUGAUUCGUGAGCUAAAGCGGUUGGACAAUAUCACGCAGUCUCCUUUCCUCUCCCACAUCACGUCUAGCAUUCAGGGCCUGGCCACCAUCCAUGCCUACAACAAAAGGCAGGAGUUUUUACACAGGUAUCAGGAGCUCCUGGAUGACAACCAGGCUCCCUUUUUCCUGUUCACCUGUGCAAUGAGGUGGCUGGCAGUGCGGCUGGACCUCAUCAGCAUUGCCCUGAUUACCACCACUGGCCUGAUGAUUGUUCUCAUGCAUGGACAGAUCCCUUCAGCCUAUGCGGGGCUUGCCAUCUCCUACGCUGUGCAGUUAACUGGACUAUUCCAGUUCACCGUCAGACUGGCAUCGGAGACAGAAGCACGGUUCACUUCCGUGGAGAGGAUCAACCACUAUAUCAAGACUCUCUCUUUGGAAGCACCUGCCAGAAUCAAGAACAAGGCUCCUCCCCAUGACUGGCCCCAGGAGGGAGAAGUAACCUUUGAGAAUGCAGAAAUGAGAUACCGGGAAAAUCUCCCUCUGGUCCUUAAGAAAGUGUCCUUCACCAUCAAGCCCAAGGAAAAGAUAGGCAUUGUGGGACGAACAGGGUCAGGGAAGUCCUCUUUGGGGAUGGCCCUCUUCCGUCUGGUGGAGCUAUCUGGAGGCUGCAUCAAGAUUGAUGGAAUAAGAAUCAGUGACAUCGGCCUGGCCGACCUCCGAAGCAAACUGGCCAUCAUUCCUCAGGAGCCAGUGCUGUUCAGUGGCACUGUCAGAUCAAACCUGGACCCUUUCAACCAGUACACGGAAGACCAGAUCUGGGAUGCUCUAGAGAGAACGCACAUGAAGGAAUGUAUUGCCCAGCUACCUCUGAAACUUGAGUCUGAAGUAAUGGAGAACGGGGACAACUUCUCUGUUGGGGAACGGCAGCUGUUGUGCAUAGCAAGAGCCCUGCUGCGUCACUGUAAGAUUCUGAUUUUAGAUGAAGCUACAGCCGCUAUGGACACAGAGACAGACUUACUGAUCCAGGAGACCAUCCGGGAAGCAUUUGCGGACUGCACCAUGCUGACCAUUGCCCAUCGCCUGCACACAGUUCUGGGCUCUGACAGGAUCAUGGUGCUGGCCCAGGGACAGGUGGUGGAGUUUGACACCCCAUCGGUCCUUCUGUCUAAUGACAGUUCAAGAUUCUAUGCCAUGUUUGCUGCUGCAGAGAACAAGGUGGCUGUCAAGGGCUGAGUCCUCCCGUCCUCGAAGUCUCUUCCUCAGAGCAUUGCCAUUCUCUUCCUGGUUUGGGCCCCUCAUCCUGUCCUGCUGAAACUUCGCCUUUCCCAGUUUUAUCUCUCACACAACCAUUCAGGAUUAGCUGUGUGUUUCACUUUUAAGGAAAGUCAUAUUUUGAUUAUUGUAUUUAUUCCCUAUUCACUUAAAUGAAAUUUAGUUUUUGUUCUUAAUUGCACUCUUAAGAGGUUCAGGGAACCAUUACUAUAAAUGUUAUCAGUGGCCUAUAAUGAAGCUUUAUAUGUGUAGCUAUGUCUAUAUAUAAUUCUGUACAUAGCCUAUAUUUACAGUAAAAUGUAAGCGGUUUAUUUUCUAUUAAAGUGAGCACUGUGCUAACAGCAGUGCACACUCAUUUCUAUCGUUUUUGUACAGCUGACUGCACUACAGGUCAUUUUGCUCUUAGCUGUAGCAAAGGCAGAUUCCGUCUCUAGCUGGUCGUUUCACGGUGCUGGGCUCUCUAGGCGUCCAGGGGAGACACGCGGCAGCAGUGGGCCCUCCAUGGCCUGCCCCUUGGGCUCCCCAGUGGGAACCCAGUAUAGUGGGCUGCAGGAGGCCUUGCAGAGCACCGUGAAUUCUCAGGGCUCCUGCUUUCCUGUCUUGGUGUCAGCUGCUGUUUAUGUUAGAGCAGUGGGCAAAGCCAGCCCCCACCCCACCCCCAUUCCCUCUCAGGAAUGAGAACCUCUGCAUUCCUCAGAGGGAGAGCUUCUUUCUGCCUUCCUUCUUCUGCUGCCAUUUCUAAGCAAGAUCCAGUCUGCUCCCAGUGUUCCAUGCUUCAGGUUCCUGAGGCUGGUCGCCACAGAGUUGUCGAGUUCCCUGGCCAGCUGGUUCCCAGCCCCAGGGUCCACUGCUGCUGUUGUAGGUGGCAUUUUCAUUUGCCUGACCCCAAGGCUCCAGAGCUCAGCAACAGGGCUCAGGAUGGUGGGGUCCGUUCUUCCUCACUUUAGUCUCCUCUGCAAAGUCUGCACCCACCCCUCAGCAGCUCUUGCUAAUCAGUGUCUCACACUGGUGUAGAAGUUUUUUGUACUGUAAAGAGACCUACCUCAGGUUGCUGAUUGCUGUGUGGUUUGGUGCGCUCUUGCAGACCCCCUUGUGCUCUGGGGCUCGUAGCUUGGGUGGGUGUGGUUGCCACUGUCACCAGUCGAGUGGUCAGCGUCGCAUGUCGUGACCAACUAGACAUUCUGUCGCCUUAGCAUGUUUGCUAAAUACCUUAUAAAAGCAAAAAUAUGAAAAAGUGAAUAAAAUUAUUUUGGAUUUGUAAA